AAGUCUGUGCCACCACAGUUUCUAAACAAAACUGUGGUGUCUUGUGCGUCGAACGCUACUCCAAGUGUAGAUCCCCACGUAGCUGCCAAAAAUCUUGUGUGCCCAUGUCACGAAGAAAAUCCGUCAGUAAGGAAUGGGAAGUGAGAGCUUCUACUUUGGCGCGUAAAACAAAUAACUUAAUUAGAGACAUAAUACAGAAUCUCCAGGUGGAACCAAACCCUGAAAAACAACUGAUUGCGCUUUCAGUAGGAGACCCGACGACGUUCGGUAACUUGAACCCCCCGGAGCAAGUGCUACAGGCAGUGCGGGAGAGUGUUGACCUGCACACCAGCCGCGGCUACGGACCCAGCUAUGGGUACCCCGAGGCCAGGCGCGCCGUGGCGCAGUACAGCGCGCACCAGGGCGACGUCUCACCCGAUGACGUGAUCCUCUGCAGCGGAUGCUCUCACGCGAUAGAGAUGGCUAUCACAGUGUUAGCAGACUCUGGACAAAACAUUCUUGUCCCCAAACCAGGGUUUAUGAUUUACAAGACCCUGGCUGAAGGAUUAGGCAUUGAGCUGAAAUACUACCGAUUACUUCCUCACCAACAAUGGAAGAUAGACUUAGAAGAUCUAGAAUGUCAGAUAGACGACGAUACGGCAGCGAUCGUUGUAAUAAACCCAUCGAACCCAUGCGGAUCAGUCUACACAAAAGAACAUUUAAGCGAUGUUCUGGACAUAGCCUCCAGGAACAAAAUUCCUGUUAUUGCUGAUGAAAUAUACGAGCACAUGGUUUUUUCAGGAAAUGAGUUCACUGCAAUAUCUUCAUUGUCAAAAGACGUGCCAGUGCUCACCUGUGGCGGCUUAACAAAACGAUUUUUGGUCCCGGGUUGGCGAAUGGGUUGGGUCAUUGUACAUGAUCGCCAAAAUGUUUUUGGUAAAGAAGUCCGCAAGGGUUUGACUAAUUUAUCAGCAAGAAUCGUCGGUCCCAACACCAUAGUUCAAAGAGCGCUGCCCUCCAUCCUGAGUCUCACUCCGCAAAGCUUCUUCGACGAUGUGAUACUGUUCAUUGAGAAUAACGCCAAAAUGGCAUACGAUAUGUUACGUCGGGUGGUUGGCUUACGUCCCACAAUGCCACAAGGGGCCAUGUACAUGAUGAUUGAAAUAAAAAUGGCGCAGUUAACAGAUAUUAAAGAUGAUCUUGACUUCGUAGAGCGUUUGAUGUGUGAGCAGUCUGUCUUCUGCUUACCCGGAAAGUGUUUCGAAUAUCCAAACUACAUGAGGAUAGUGCUGACGGUGCCUAACGAUAUCCUCCGUGAGGCAUGCAAGAGGAUCGACGCUUUCUGCCGAGACCACGCCGCUCAACGCGAGAACAUAAAGGCCGUAGACAACUUCGCCGUGACUCUACCCGCUGAUGAAGAAGUUUAUUGUGAAAAUGAGGUGCCAUCUGUUCUAUAAUUAAUUAAGUAAACUAUAACUAAGAUAAAUUUUGUAUAAGCCUAGGUACUUUAAGUUAGCAAAUAAAAAUAGGGUCGGAAUUCAAAGACAGUAGGACAAAAGUUUGAGAAAAUAUGUAACUAGGUAGGUACUUAGGUACUUACCGCUGCGUUGAGAUAAGACGUAAAUUUUAAUUUUGAUUUAUGAAUAAUGAGCCUUUUCAACAAAACCAAUGCUGAAAUUAAUAAAGUUUGUAAAAUGUUAAACUGAAA
Molecule: messenger RNA, 1687 nt
Organism: Plutella xylostella (diamondback moth)
Lineage: Eukaryota; Metazoa; Arthropoda; Insecta; Lepidoptera; Plutellidae
Gene: Tat
Product: Tyrosine aminotransferase
Biological process (GO): L-tyrosine catabolic process; L-phenylalanine catabolic process; biosynthetic process
Molecular function (GO): L-tyrosine:2-oxoglutarate transaminase activity; pyridoxal phosphate binding
Source: RefSeq, a predicted model, not a curated record